AUGCCUUACCACAGAGUCUUUCGCCUCGUCCUGCUAAUGCUGUGUGGCAUCCUGGUCCCUGCUGUGCUGGCAGCAGAGUACCCACAGGGCCCGGUCCCCACCCUCUGGAAUGAGCCACCUGAACUGCCUUCCGGAGCUGGCCCCUUUGACACCGCCACCACCACAGCCCGGCUCUCGGACGCCACCACCUUCCCCCCAUACACCUCUGAGCUGGAGCCUGAGGACACCACCCACCUGCACCGGCUGGACGCUGGGGACGGCUCACUGGGGCCCGGAGCUAUCGGUGCCAUUGUCAUCGCCUCCCUCCUGGGUACGUCUGUGCUUGUGGCCUUGGUCGUCAUCACACUGAGAAAGUUCUCGGCCUCUUGAACUCAAUAAAAGAUUUUUCUGUAAAACA
Messenger RNA from Leptosomus discolor (cuckoo roller), 397 nucleotides. It is a transcript of the gene SNORC, whose product is annotated as secondary ossification center associated regulator of chondrocyte maturation. Gene Ontology annotation, biological process: cartilage development. The record is from RefSeq and is a predicted model, not a curated record. Gene Ontology annotation, cellular component: cell periphery. NCBI's taxonomy places the organism in Eukaryota, Metazoa, Chordata, Aves, Leptosomiformes, Leptosomidae.